This is a messenger RNA of Ooceraea biroi (clonal raider ant), 6970 nucleotides long. It is a transcript of the gene centrocortin, whose product is annotated as cerebellar degeneration-related protein 2-like. The record is from RefSeq and is a predicted model, not a curated record. Lineage: Eukaryota; Metazoa; Arthropoda; Insecta; Hymenoptera; Formicidae.
UUUUCUUUAACAAGAAAACAGAAUAUUAGUUUCUUAUUAAUUUAAUAAUGAAAUUUUAACUCGCACAGUUAAUGAACACAGAAAAUCAACAUUCAGUGGCCAAAGGCACUUUUACUUAUUGCCACAACCCUCGUGCGUUCCAUGUGUAGGAGACGCGGUGCAGGAAACGAUCGCCGUGAUAUUUCGACCGAAGUAUGACCCGACGACCCCGACAUGUUGGAAUAGAAUCUAAACCCUCUCUCAGAUACUUUCUCUUGAGAAUGUUCCGGCGAAACGUUAUUAAUCUCUUCAUCGGCUGACGGCAACCGGAGAGGGGUGGGAGGAAAAAUGCGACCUAUUGUUAGCGGGAUUUGAGCGGUGCGCAGGUGCAUCGACUUGACCUUUCGAGCGCAUAAGGAAAUUACCAUGCGCGAAACAGCCUGCCAAGUUAUCCUAGUGUCUGACGUUAUUUCGCGCGGAACGAGUUUUGCAUAUCGCUAAUAUGCUACUCGCUAAGCUCUGAUCCGCUCUACUUCGAUUGUAGACCUGUCGAGAGAACCAUCGUUCUUUUUCAUCGAUAACGCCUUCCGUCGCGAACGUAUAAUUUACCCGCGCUCGCGGAUAAAUUGUGAGCGCGUAGACGACAGCGUCUAAGUACCGAAUAUUAGAUGCCAUUACGCAAUCUCGUCAUUAUGCGGGCCGACAUAAAAGUGACUUUCACCGCGAACGGUGUAACUAAUCGGGGGCGUUAUCGCGAGAGUUCCCAGUGAUCCGCGCUCCUCGAGGGCCACGGGGAUUAAUCGUGACGGAGCCAUUGACGACUGAUAUCUGUGCCGUCGCAAAUCGAGUCCUUUAAAUCACGCUGGAUAAUGAAUGAAGUCCCGCGAGCGUAAUGAGAAUGACUUGUUUCUGCACAGAAAUUUUCCAAGUACAUUCCAAGUAGGGGAAGGUGUUGUACUUUUGACCAGUUUGAACUUUCUCUACCUUUCAAUUUUGCUUAAAGAAGUUCGGAAAAGGGAUCAUAUAAAUUUUCACUAACAUAUAUUUGUAACAAGUUUAAAUACAUUUUUUACUGUUAUUUUACCCCAGUUGAAAAAAAGAAAAAGGUAUAACAGUCCGUUGUUCCUUUGACUAUACAUAAAAAAAUAUUAACUUGUUUUAUGAAGUUGUGUAAAUUUUAUUAGAUUGUGUAAAAAUGAAAGAAUACUUACUUUUUUAUGAAAGUGGAUAAUAUGUUUUUGUGUUCACAUGAACUAAGAUGUCCUUACAAUAAGUCAUUCAGUUACCACUCUGAUGACUAAAAAACACAUUAAAAUUUUUAUUUUCCACAUACAGUCAACAGACAGCUCUGUAACACAAGAUCGUCAAAAGUACUUUGAAAGAUCAACUGAUCAAAGGUCAACACCUUCCCUUAAACUUUUCACACCAUUUUCUCAUAAUCCGUUCAUUCAUUACCGUACCACCAUAUACCUGCUUUAAGUGACCAUAAAUAUCGGCAGGUCACUUUUUGAGCAUUCAAGAAUCAAAUAAAAUUCUGUACUUCGCUGUUAACAGGAUUUUAUAUAUAGGAUAAUAAUAAGGUUCAUUUUAACGACGCAUAAUGUUACGUCACAAAAAUACGUAUUAAAACACGUGACUCUUGGAACACUAAGAAAACAAAUUAGGAAGACGGACCAACCUUAAAUUAGGGAGAGGAAAUGACUUGUGCAGUAACUAUGCGAAACGGUUUUUACUUUUCGGAUUACCUUCGUAUAUAUUUGUAUAGUGUAAAUGUAGGUUUGCGAUUACGGUAAAAUAGGUAUAAGGGUAGAUAUUAGGAUAAGGCAAGGACAGAGUUAUAAAGGAUACGAUAGUAGGAUAAUAAGUUUAAAAAAAGAAGAAAUCAAAUCAGAAAGAUAGGAAAGAGAGGAUAGGUAUGCAAGAAAAUAUUCAAAAGGCAAAGGAAAUAGGUACAAUUGUAGAUAUAAGUAAGAGUAUAAACAAAAAGUAAGGAAUGAGUGAGAGUAUGGACGUAUGAGUGUGGUUAAGGUUCAAAUUGUAAACCAAGUCCCUUUCUUGGCUUAAGCUGAAAGUAAUAAAGCUUAUUAUUAUAUUUGUAUAGUGAAAAUAAAAUCAAAGGAAAACGAAGCUCUCACUGGCUUUUGCGUUUUCUAUAGGCAUGUUUGUUACAGUGCGGCGAUAAACCUAUUAGUCCUGCAAGGUUUUAGGGAUAAAAGAUAUAAUAUAUCUUAUAUAUUUUAUAUAUAAGAUUUUAUAUAUGUAAAGAUAUUUUUACAAAACAUAAAAUUGCAACUAAUUUAAGGCAGAAAUAACAAAAUUUUUACUUGCUCGUAUUCCGUAUCGUCGACGAUUGCAUUCGCUAUUACAUCCAAGUGGAUCAAGGCUUUGUGAACUAUUAACGUAACAUAACGUUGAUACAGCAACAGCGCUACUUAAUCACUGUUAUGUGAUCGGUUGCACUCUAAUUAAUUAUUAUUAUAAUUACAAAUAAUGGAACGACGACAACCGAUCUCGACAAAACUUGCGCAUCAUCCUUCAAACCUUGGAAUUAUUUUUAGCAAGACAAAUUUACGUUUCUACGACGUUAUAAUCAUGAAAAAGGACUUGAAUCGUGAAAAAGGUGAAUAUUAUAAUUCAGUUAUAUGAUAUUGAGUCAUUGUUUGCUAUAUUCGCAUUGUGUUAAAUUAACACAAAAAUUUGAAUGGAUCGACAUACGAAAUGUUGAAUUUGACAUAAAUUUUUUUGCUCAGUAUAAAAAGUAUUUUCUGUUAAAGAUGUGUUUUGUUCAAAAAAUAAUGUUAUUUAUCAGAGAUUAUUUCAUUUUAUUUAUUAGAAAUUAUUUUAUUUUAACAAGGAAAUAAAAAUAAUUCUAAUUAUUUGGCUAUUUUUCUGCUUUAUCCUUACUAUUAAUCUUUGUCUUUUGUCCAAAUUUUCGAAAAUUGAAAUCCUUUUCUUGGAACUUUGCUGUUGAAGGUCAAAUUAUAAAAAUCAAAUAACCAAUAAGAAUCGUUGGAAAAAGAGAUUGACCAGUAAUAGGGCCCAGAAAUGUGGAAAGGGAGGGGUGAAGACGAGAAUUGGAAGGGUGGGGGAAUUGCCGCUCGAUGGGCUCACGUUUGGGUCAGGCUACCACAGAAGGCCGGCUACCACCGAAGAAACUGGUUGUGUGGAAGUGCAGCGUCGAAAGUUGGCAAAGAUCUCGAGUGAAUGAUGAGCGAGAAAAGUGUAGACAUUAUUUGGGAUCCUCAAGCAAACUCUGAUCAAAUGAAUUCGUUAGAUCAGAGCUGGGAUUAUUCCAUUGAACUUGCGUGUCUUCGAAAUUUUCUGAAUGGUACCUAUAAAGGAGAUGUGCGUGAAAAUCUUCAAUUGGCGGCGGAACUUGGAAAAACCCUGUUAGAACGGAAUAAGGAGCUAGAAAAUAUCAUCAAACUUCAUCAAUCCACGGUGGAAGAGCAAGCACAGGAGAUCGAGUACAUGAAAAAGCAGACCGCCGCCUUAAGGGAAGUGAACAAUACGCGACUGAAGGUUUACGAACAACUGGAAGUCAGCGUGCAAGAUUUGGAACGAGCGAAUCAUCGUCUGGUGAUCGAGAACACGAGCGAUAAGAAACUGAUCAAAAGUCACUCCCUGACCAUUGAAAAUUUGGAGAUAAAAUGCGAGGAGUUGCAAAAGAAGAUCGAUGAUCUUACCGUACAAAUUCGUCGACAGUCUACAUUACAGUCUACUGUAACAAGUCCGUCUGGGAAUAAUACACAGCAGCAAAAUAAUGAUUGGGAGACUCCGAAUACGCAAGGUGGCAGCGAGAAACAGAGAGCUGCCCCAAAAGUCACCCCAGUCUCGCCAAAGCCUCCUCAAGAAACAGCGAACGCGACUGUAACGAAUGACGAGGAGAUGACGGAAUUGUUGCGGCAGCUGCAGGAAGCUCGCAGUCAACGGGCCAGGGAACAGAAGAAGGUGUCCGAGCUCUCGCAACAAUUGAACACGUUGCUGCACGAGAAUACCGUGUUAGAGGAACAAUUAGCGGAGUUGCGUAAUAAGGCACAAGACGUCAAAACUCUGCAAGAUGAGAUCAGUACUUUGGAGGAAGUCAGACGAGGUCAGUUAUGCGGGCGCUGUCUGCGUGGCAUAGGCACAGAAGCACACGACGAACUCUCCAUUAUGUUAGAUCAAGAGGAGUACGACGAUAUAAGCAUGGCCGAAUCACUGAUUAGCGAAAAUCAGCGGGAUUCCGAGCAAGCCAUGCAGGAUACAGACAGCAAGAACGAAGCCAAUGAAACGGACAACGUAAAUCCGUACCGGGUCCUCGUCGAAAAAUAUCAGGCCUUGCUGGAGGUGCAAAGACGCUGUCAACCCCGUCGCAAAGACUCCGUGCCUGCCAUGUGUAUGUCGUUGCAGGAGGAGCUGGAGAUGUCCGGAGAGUUCAACAAUUUUUAUUCCGCCAGCGCGGAGACUGAAACCGCUGCGGCUGCGGAGUCAACCAAGGCCGCAGUUUCGCAGACUAAACCCGAAGCCUCCGGCAAGAAACCCAUCUCGGCUACCCCAACCGACUUUUCGGAAGCUGAAACCUCGUCGUCAGGCUUCUCAGACGAGACAAGCAACAAGGCGACGCAGACAGACGGCAGACCGGGUUCCUUCUUGUGCUCGAUCGCCGAUGGUGAAGAUUGCAAAUUCAGCAUCUACGAUGACAAUAGUCCGUUCGAGAGCAGGUUCCGCAAGACGCCCGAGUAUCGGCAGCUCUUCAGCGAGAUCUUCAGCGUGCUGAAACGGGCAGCCGAGGCAAAAGACGAGGGCGAGAAGCUACCGCUGUUGGACGACUCCACCACGUCUCAAACGGCAUUGAAAGCGCCAAUAUUACAGGAAGAUCUACAGAGUGAGGCAACAGACGACAAUCAGAGUAUCAUAUCCUCCAUGGUGUCAUCGGUGGUCUCGGAACCAGUCUUUAGGGUGCAGGCCGCCAGCCCGGCUAACGCGAAAAACGGUCCGCAGGUCGACAAUAAGACCAACGCCGUCACGAAUCGCCCCGAGGACGGCUGCAAAAUGGACUAUAUGGCGCUCAAUUUACGUACGCGCAAGAAGUGCUUGGUAAAGAAGACCUUAGUCAAAAAGAUGAACGACCGGUCGACGCCACCGGACGUUAUCCCGACGACAAAUCCCAAGCUUGUUCCGCCCAAGAGCAGCGGCCGCAGGAGGUUCAAGCCGUUCAACCCCGCCGAGUACGAGCACACCGGGACCUGGAACGGCCAACAUAGUGCAUGCCCGAAUCGGCAGCUGAGAGACAGGAGGCAACAGCACAACGGAGUCACGCGCAGUCCGAAUGAGCAGCAAAAGCCCUACGAGUACAAGGACGGCUUCAAGCCGAGCACUGCGUCCGAGGAAGUAGCGCGAUUGAAGCGGCUGGAAAUGUCAUACGCGGAAGUUCUACGCACGCCGAAGUCUAAGUCUAGCAGUUUUCAUCGUAGAAAGUAAGCAUGACGAGUUUAGGAUUUGGCGAAGUGUAUACAAAAUUUAGCGAGAAAGAAAAAGAGAGAGAGAGAGAAUAAAGAGGUAGAGAAAAUUUUCUAACUUCUCGAUUGUAUCUGAACUACAGUUAAUGCGUUGUCGCGCACUGUUGCGCUCCGCGAGGCGAGAUUUCAGUAUUGUUUCGUACUUGUAAAUAUAUCCGACGCGACGUAGCGGAUCAUAACUUAGGCACUAAUUACUCAAGCGUCACGUAUUAGCUUUAAGUUCGGACGUUUUGUAUCUCGCUGUACAUCUCCCUCCUCCCCCCCACAUGGUCAAACGUACAAAGGAACUGUAAUGGUUGUUGCGGAGAAGAGCAGAAGAAAAAAACUUACUUAUGUGCCAUUUAUCCUCCGUGUCAAAAUAUCAACUUCCGAUUACGAAAUCUGUAUCUCUUCGAGCACACGCCCACUCUCUCCAGAGAGGUGAUCCUCCUAGUUUAUCAGCAGCAGCAUGCGUACGUUAGCUUUUGUAUUCCAUAGGUAUAAAUAUUGUGAUCACGUAUGCAUAAAUAAAUAAAUUCUUUACCGAAUUACAUCGUUGUUUCCCUGAUUUUUUUUAACGUGAAUAACUGAAGAAGAAAAAAUGGAUUGUUAAUAAAAAGAAAAAUUUUUAUUUCCUACUUGUAUCUAAGCACAUCAUUAAAUUACAAAGGCGCAGUCUUUUACAUAAUCCUGUUAAAGAAGGACGGAUCAAUUCUUUCGUGUGAUAAACUCAAUACAUUUUAUUCGGUCAUAUUAAAUGUACAAGCAACCAGCACCUCAAUCUUUAAACAAUUCGAGUGCUAUUUUGUUAUGCGAAUGUCUGCCUUUAUAUUUUAACAUCUGAAUUCUUUCUAUCGUCUUCGAUACGAGGAAAGUCAAGGUUUGUUUUAGUAAUGUUUUAAUGUGCUUAAUAUAAUUUAUAUCUAAAAGAUACUGCAUAUCUGAGUAUUACACGCUAGAUAAAAAAAAGUGCAAUUGAAAAAUGCAUGUUAAAUAUAAGAAACAAUAUUUAUCUAAAAAUAAGGGUGUCUUGUGGAUCAACUAGCAUUGAUCGACCGUGUAUACUGAAGAUAAUAAUGAGUGAUAUAAGUUUAUUGAUACAAUUGGGAAGUGGAUUUGCGCGCGUGUGGGCGCGUGUUUCACAGAUAUGCGAUCCAUACACACAUCCUCGUCCGAUUUUUCCCUCCGUAGAGGUUCUUAUAAGAUUAUUCUGCGUGAAUGCCAUUACAUAUACAUUGACACAUUUCCUUCGUUUUUUAAUAUUUACUCAUAUCAAAAGGGACGCAUUAAGAGUCGAUUAAGAGUCAUCGAACAACGCGCGAUGUACUGCACCUAAACUGGGCUGCACGUAACUCGAGCUGACGCUGCGUCUUGAUCUGUAAAGGGAGAAAUUACGUUGAGGAGAAAGUAAAAAUUAAUUUCUGUAACCGUAUUAGAUUACGAUUGUAUUAUGUAAAAAAUUACACAUUAUUAUCGAUUUCAUAUAAUUAAGUAAAAUAAAUAAAUUAAUA